AUGUCAUCUGAGGAUCCUGCGGCCUUCAUUCAACUGCAAUUGCAGAUUGCGACGAUAAAGCAGGUCUUCAGCGAUGCGCUCGCCAAGGAGCUGAACCUCGUUGAGGUUCAAGCCCCAAUUCUCUCGCGGGUUGGUGAUGGGACGCAGGAUAACCUCUGCGGCCAUGAGAAGGCAGUGCAAGUGCGUAUAAAGAAUAUUCCGGACGCCAUGUUUGAGGUGGUUCACUCCCUUGCAAAGUGGAAGCGACAGACACUUGGGGAACACAAAUUUCCCAUUGGCCAAGGAAUUUACGUUCACAUGAAGGCUCUUCGCGUGGAAGACGACCUAGACAAUGCGCACUCCGUCUUUGUGGAUCAGUGGGACUGGGAAUUGGUCAUGCCGCCGCAGGAGCGUAACUUGACAUUUUUAAGGAACACUGUUCGGCGCGUGUACGCGGCGAUGCGCCAGGCGGAAGAAGUUAUCUGCGCCAAGUUCAACUUGACUUCGGUGCUCCCGGCCAGCAUUCAAUUUUUUCAUGCGGAACAGCUGCUGAGGAUGUACCCAGAUAUGAGCCCGAAGGAGCGUGAGCGCGCCAUUGUGAAGCAACACGGUGCCGUAUUUCUUAUUGGCAUUGGUGGCAGACUAAGCAGUGGCGAGUGUCACGAUAUGCGUGCGCCGGACUACGAUGACUGGUCUUCCCCCGUUGAUGCGAAUGACAGCGGCUUUCCUUCCGGCCACCCAACAGUGAAUUCCUUGGAGUCGCUGCAGGGGCUGAAUGGUGAUAUUCUUGUGUACAACCCUGUGCUUGAUGACGUGCUGGAGCUGAGCAGCAUGGGGAUUCGCGUGGACGCGGAAGCGCUUAAACAUCAGCUCGCCCUCUUGUCGAAUGAGGAACGCCUGCAGUACGAUUGGCACAAACGGUUGCUGGCCGGUGAGUUUCCGCAGACCAUUGGAGGUGGUAUUGGUCAGAGUCGUCUGGUAAUGCUACUCCUCCAGAAGAAACACAUUGGGGAGGUGCAGUGCAGCGUUUGGCCGAAGGACGUAAAACUUAAUAACUCUAUUCUGUAA
This is a messenger RNA of Trypanosoma rangeli, 1047 nucleotides long. RefSeq names its product asparagine synthetase A. The record is from RefSeq and is a predicted model, not a curated record. Gene Ontology annotation, molecular function: aspartate-ammonia ligase activity. The transcript has a single exon. Gene Ontology annotation, cellular component: cytoplasm; cytosol. Bases 1 to 1047 code for a protein of 348 amino acids. NCBI's taxonomy places the organism in Eukaryota, Euglenozoa, Kinetoplastea, Trypanosomatida, Trypanosomatidae.